GAGCGAAGAAUUGAGGUGGGGAGGAGAGGAGAGGAGGUGUUUCCAUAGAGAGAAUAAAAGAGGGGGGGAAACACCCCCAUAUUGCCAGCUCUUUAACAACAAUCAUAGCCAGGGAAAAGGAUUGAAGUUCAGGUUUAAUGUGUCUCUCUCGUCCUGAGAGAGCUUCUUUGCAGCACUGACUGAGAGGGCUCACACUCUCCUAGCUACACAGCAGAAUCGCAGGGCCUCCAGGACGAUGUCUCGCCCCAGGCUCCUCAUCCUCUUCCUGAUCCUCUUCGCGGCGCGGACGAGCCUCUCAUUCAAGUUGUACAAGGCCGAGUCCAUCUUCGGCUGCGUCGACGCCGCGCUCUCCGAGGCUCGGAAAGGUCUCCCCGGCGAGAACUCCGUCCUGGGCAAGAGGAGCUUCAAGUACCCACAGGUGGCCGAAGAAGACCUCUCCUUGGAGGACAACCAAGAGGAAGCCGAGGAGGACAAGGACAAAAGGACGUUCCCGGCCGUCACCCGCUACCGAUACCUUGCCCAGGCGCAGGGGAAAGGCAAGGUGUACCAAGGUGUGCCGGCGAAGGGCGACCGGCGCUCGAAGGUCACCCUCUCGCUCGACGUCCCCACCAACAUCAUGAACAUCCUCUUUAGCAUCGCCAAGGCCAAGAACAUGAGGGCCAAGGCGGAGGCCAACGCUCAACUGAUGGCGCAGAUUGGCCGGCGAAAGUGAUGAGGGCGGGGAGGGAGGGGUCCGGGUGAAGGCCGAGGCGGCCGCGAGGGUGGCGGCGGAAAAGGGGGCUUCUCGGCCGGCCUUCCCUUCCUUGAGACCCCCGGAGACGGAACUGUCCGCUGUACUAUGUUAUAUAAGCGCUGUAGAUUCGCCAACCCUUCCAGCUAUCUAGCAUUCGUACAUCUUUCUCUCUUUCUCUCUCUCUCCCCGCACCCCGGUCUCCCAUCCCAACCCCAGUUCUCCUCAAGUGGAAACCUGUGUUGUGGGACAAAAAACAUACCAAAAGAAGAAAAGAAAAAAAGAAAAAAACAACGAUGAGGGGCGGGGUGGGAAAUUGUUCACAUCACAUGACGCAGGCCCUCA
Messenger RNA from Podarcis raffonei (Aeolian wall lizard), 1075 nucleotides. RefSeq names its product urocortin 3 (gene UCN3). The record is from RefSeq and is a predicted model, not a curated record. The transcript has 2 exons. Gene Ontology annotation, molecular function: corticotropin-releasing hormone receptor 2 binding; hormone activity. Bases 236 to 712 code for a protein of 158 amino acids. Gene Ontology annotation, cellular component: extracellular region. NCBI's taxonomy places the organism in Eukaryota, Metazoa, Chordata, Lepidosauria, Squamata, Lacertidae. Gene Ontology annotation, biological process: cellular response to nutrient levels; hormone-mediated signaling pathway; digestion.